GGCUGGGGCCAGAGCGCAGGAGCUGCCCAGGGGCUGUGGUCCUGAAAGUGCCACUCCGGGAGCUAACCAGGGAGAAGAGGUACUGAACACCCGGCUAAAGCAGCUGCAACAAGGGCAUCUGCCCGAAGGCAUCCUGGGGGAGCGGGCAGAACUCCAAGGAAGGAGUAGAAGAAGUAGCAACCAAAGAAACCAGACCCCGUGGUGUUCCUAAGAGGCAGUGGCCGGGCUUAACAUGGAUCGCUAACAGCACCACAUUCUCCUAUGACCUGGAUGGUCAGAGAGACUUCACAGAGUUCACGCCAGGGACUGCCACUGACAGAGAAUCUGGAAAUGGCAAAAACUUAUGUGAAACCCAAAGACAUGACAGAGUUGGUCAACACGCCAUCCUGGAUGGACAAAAGUCUGGGCUCUCAGAAUGAGAUGAAGGAGGAGGAGAGAAAACCAGCUGCUUAUGGGAUUCUUGGCAGCUUAGUUGAAGAGCAUGACAGUAUUGAGGAAGAAGAGGAAGAGGAAGAGGAUGGGGAGAAGCCUAAGAGAAGGGGUCCCAAGAAAAAGAAGAUGACAAAAGCUCGCCUUGAGAGAUUCAGGGCUCGAAGAGUCAAGGCAAAUGCUAGAGAACGAACCCGGAUGCACGGCCUGAAUGAUGCCCUGGACAACCUAAGGAGAGUCAUGCCGUGUUACUCUAAGACCCAAAAGCUCUCCAAGAUAGAGACUCUUAGACUGGCCAGGAACUAUAUUUGGGCUUUGUCUGAGGUCCUGGAAACUGGCCAGACGCCUGAAGGGAAGGGCUUUGUGGAGAUGCUCUGUAAAGGGCUCUCUCAGCCCACAAGCAACUUGGUGGCUGGAUGCCUCCAACUGGGCCCUCAAUCUGUCCUCCUGGAGAAACAUGAGGAGAAAUCUCCUAUUUGUGACUCUGCCAUCUCUGCCAUCUCUGUCCACAACUUCAACUAUCAGUCUCCUGGGCUCCCCAGCCCUCCUUAUGGCCAUAUGGAAACCCGUCUUAUUAAUCUCAAACCCCCAGUAUUCAAGAGUUUGGGCGAAUCAUCCUUUGGGGGUCACCCACCUGACUGCAGCACACCACCAUAUGAGGGCCCACUUACUCCACCCCUGAGCAUCAGUGGGAACUUCUCCUUGAAGCAAGAAGGCUCUCCUGACUUGGAUAAAUCCUACAGCUUCAUACCACAUUACCCCUCUGCAAGUCUGAGCUCAGGGCAUGUGCAUUCAGCUCCCUAUCAGGCUGGUACCCCUUGCUAUGAUGUUCCCAUAGAUAUGUCCUAUGAUACCUACCCCCACCAUGGUAUUGGGGCUCAACUCAAUACCAUCUUCACUGAUUAGGGCAGUAAGAACAGCAUUUUGGAGGAUUAUAUGGCAAUGUUUCCCAUAAUUUACAUGGUUGAGCUGAAGACCCAGUGACCUUAAAGGAACCCUAUAGCUAUAAGUAUAUCACACACAAUAAUCCCUGUCUAUUUAGACCUCCUUACCUAUGUCACACUCUUUUCUCAUCAACUUCUCAAAUUGUAUUGAUUCCUUUAUUUAGUGUUCUCAAAUGAAAUUAUUUGAUUGUUUACAAUCAUGUGGAAAUAGAACAGAAGCCCUGGGUCCUAUUCUGUGGCACCAAAACCAUAUUGAAAUAUCUAUGUCAAUUUAAUUUUCCAUUUCUGGCCUCUGUUUACUCACUGCUAAAAUCAGGCAAUGUUGUAAGUCUAGGUGAUUUCUAAAGUCCUUCACAGUUCUGAAAUUAUAUAACUUUGGUGAUGACUCCUGUCAACUUAUUGAAACUGAACGGAUUGAGAAAUAAUUAGGAAAUGGACACUAUGUGUGGAAUGAUCAAAUGGAGUUGUCAAAAGAGCACCAGGUGCACGUCUCUAGGGGACUCAAUGAUAGGACUUCUUUGCAUCUAUCUAAAAAUAGCCUCCAGAGGCUGAAAUUCUAAGUUGGCUGUCGCUGUGAAUAACAAAACAUGUUCUUUAAGAGAUUAACUAUCUCUUGUUGGGCCGAGAAAGCGUAACAUAUCUUCCUUGGUAUUUUGAGAACCAUAGCAGACAUCUCAUUCCAACUUCAUUCCUGAUAACAUUUCAAAAGCACUCUUCUCAGUACUAGAGGUGGUGCAAGCAAGUCACUGAAAUCUCAGACUCCUAUGACCAAUGGGACUUAGAGAAGCUAUCUAGACCAUUUCAUGGCCUCCAUAACCAGUAGGCUCUGGAAAUUCUGAAGCUCAGGUGCUGCUAUUGGAAUCAGCAAACAACCUAGGUCACAUUCAAGAGCAAUAAAAUGGCUUUUGGCUAUAUUAACUAACCUAGUUUGGGGACUCCCUCUAGCUCACACUUGUCUAUAGGGAAACCACUAGAUUUUCUUUGGCAAGAUGAAUUUUAUUUGGUUGAAGAAUAUAUGGUUAAAACCACUUACCUCUGUCCAUACCAAUGGACAAACCCAAUCAAUUUAUUAACCAAAUGAAUUUUUCCAAUAUAUGUA
Hipposideros armiger (great roundleaf bat) is the source of this 2472-nucleotide messenger RNA. RefSeq names its product neuronal differentiation 4 (gene NEUROD4). Gene Ontology annotation, molecular function: E-box binding; DNA-binding transcription factor activity, RNA polymerase II-specific; protein dimerization activity. The record is from RefSeq and is a predicted model, not a curated record. The transcript is spliced from 2 exons. The coding region runs from base 262 to 1335 and encodes 357 amino acids. Gene Ontology annotation, biological process: axon development; nervous system development; positive regulation of transcription by RNA polymerase II. NCBI's taxonomy places the organism in Eukaryota, Metazoa, Chordata, Mammalia, Chiroptera, Hipposideridae. Gene Ontology annotation, cellular component: nucleus.